AUGUUGGCACAAGUGUUUCAUGGAUCCUUUACAUUGUUUUUUCUAACUUUUAUUUCAUUCUUUUGGCAAUUACAUGCUGCUGCUACCUGUAAGGAUAAGUUUAAAGUAUUUCCAAGUCACUCAGCAUGUCUUCCAAGAUCACCUCAAGCCAGAAUUCCAGGUCCUGUAGACAAAAAUGUUGUUUUGGCUCUUCACAAUGAAUAUAGAGAGAAAGCAGCGAAGAAAUACAACGCCAAAAACAUUUUGAAGAUGAUAUGGGAUCGUGAAGUUGCUAUGGUUGCACAGAAAUGGGCGGAACAUUGUUUUGGUGUUCAUGAUAAGAACUAUCAGCGAUUAAUACCAGGAAGAUUUCCCAUAGGUCAGAAUAUUGCAAGUUCGAAAGAGAAUAUAACAUGGGAAACUGUGGUACAGUUAUUCUAUAAUGAAACGAAGGAUUUCCAUUUUGGAGAAAAGAAUAAUAUGCUGAAAAAGGUUGGCCAUUUUACCCAGUUAACUUGGUUUGAUUCUUACAUACUUGGUUGCGGUUACGCCAUUUGCAAUGGAUAUCAUUUCUAUGUAUGCAACUAUGCACCGAGUGGCAAUCACAAAGGCCAACUUGGAUUCCCGUUUUCAACAAACGGAACAAAUACGGAUUUGCGUGAUUGCAAGAAGAAAAUAUGCGAAGGAGGAAGUAAGCUCGAUCCAUUAUCAUGUCAAUGUCUGUGUAGAAAGGAUUAUUAUAAGAAAGACCUUCGGUUUUAUAAAUCUUCUGCAAACAAUUGUAAACUUACAUGCAAAGAAGACAAGAAAGAACAAUUCUUCUGUGGAAAUAGUGGUUAUGGAGAACAAAGUUGUCUUACUUUGUCAAACAUGCCAUUUGAUUGUCCAUACACAUGCCGCGUGUGUCCCUAUUCCGAUGAAGAAAACUACAGAGAAGGCAAUACAACCGUUGUUAUUUUGGGUUCAAGUGAUGCAGCACCAGUUAGAAGCAAUCUGCUUACUUUAGCGCUAUUGUUGUACUUAUAUUCAAAAACUUGUUAAUUUCUGUCAUAUUCCAUUUAAUCUUUUUUUUCAUCCGUCUUAUUUUUUUCCUUUCACUUUUUCGUUCAGAUAACAUUGAUAAAAAGGCCCAUUCCGUACCGUAUGUAUCAUAGAGAUAACAAAUAAAGGAUAACAGUGACGUUUUAGUUACGAAAUAAUUAGAAACUCUUGAUAAUGAUUUGUAUGUUGGGAAGAUAGCGGUAUUUGUGUCAAUAGUAAGAACAAAACUAGAGUAUUAAAUUUUAACGGAAUAGACAUUAUGAAAAUAAGGCUGUUCAAAGCUCAAAAAAUUAGAAACAAUCUAUAUGAGAACCCCAAGCUCAUUAAUGGCAUUCGUCAUGAUAGAACACACCUCCGACAAAAUGGCUCAUUUAGGAUAAAAGCCUUUUAAAAAGCGUGGACUGAGAAAUAUAUCUGUAUAAUAUUAGUUCACUAAUUGGUAUCUCAAUUAUAUAAGUUCAACCAAACCUUUGACAGUACGACUGUCACAAGUUGAAACCCUCGUUUGAUGUUAACAUUAAAUUUGAAAAUACGCUCUUGAAAGUCUUUUUUUUAAAUUUAUUUAGGUCUUUGUGAACAAGUUUAGGUCACCUAAGGUGUGUCAACUUAAUUUGUACAAUCUAUUGAUGUCAAUAUUAUGGCCCAAUAAGUGAGUUAUGACGGUAGGUUCGGUGUCAUUAAGACUAUACCUGUAAAUGUAAUAAUGUGCAUGAUAAAACAUUACAAAUUAUUAGUGAAUUUAGGAUAAUUUCAAUAAGAUGUGUCAAAACAAAAGACCGCUUUCGAGUUAUGUCCGUCACCGAAAAAAUAGUCAAUCAUGCGCGCCUUUAUGCAUGUUUCAGUAUUUGAUUAUGCCAUUUGGUUAGUGACUUUUGGUUUUGAAUUUUCCUCGGAGUUAGUAUUUUUUUAUUUAUUUUUACUUUUAAUGCCGUCAUUUAACAAAUAGAGAGGACUACAUCUAUGCAGGCUAAUCUAGAAGUAAUGUUCGUAUUUUUUUAAAUCACAAUUCCUUAAUGACAACAGUGCUUAUUAUUAAUUAUAAGAAUCUAAAUUGCCAAAAAUUUGUGCAACAUAACAAAACAAUCAACGAAAACAACAUAUAUCUUAUGUUUAAACACACUACAGCCACUGGAUUACAAACUAACAAUUUGGGACAGGCACAUACAGAGUGU
Mytilus trossulus (common blue mussel) is the source of this 2192-nucleotide messenger RNA. Its product is annotated as cysteine-rich venom protein LIO1-like. The transcript has 9 exons. Bases 1 to 1020 code for a protein of 339 amino acids. Lineage: Eukaryota; Metazoa; Mollusca; Bivalvia; Mytilida; Mytilidae. The record is from RefSeq and is a predicted model, not a curated record.